UGACACAAAAGCACUUGUAACUUGAGAGAGAGAGAGAGAGAUGGAUUCCAUGGUGGUGAAGAGACCACCCACUUCCCGUAGCCAUGGAGGAAUCAGAAUCGUCCGUGGAGCCAUACUGGCACUAACAAGUACAGUAUUUCUUGGAUACAUCAUUAUGUGGAUAAUGACUGGCACAAAUAUGUACAGCACCUGGUUUACCAAGCUUCGAGCUAAUUACACCAAUUCAACUUACUUUGGGAGCCAAGGUGGAAUGAUUCUGGUUUUCACACUGCCCAUUCUAUUCAUGGCUGUUGUGGGUUGUGUAUAUCUCCAUUUGGGGAAGGGACUGAGUGGCAUUUACAUGGAAAGAAAGGGCAGAAAGAAUCAAAUUGCUUCGUUGAAACGUCGACCGAUGGUUAUCAAAGGCCUAGGGGUUGUUUCUGGGAUAGAGCUAACCAUGUUCAUCAUGUUCAUUGCCCUCUUGGUUUGGUCUUUCUCAACUCAUUUGCAUCUCUACUUCUCUUUCGUCACCAAACGAGCAAUCGAAAAAGGCGAGAAGAUAUGGGAAGUCAAGCUGGAUAGGGUUGGUCUCGUUCUGGGCGUUGUCGGAAACUUAUGUCUUGCAUUUCUCUUCUUCCCCGUGACUCGGAGCUCGUCUGUUUUGCCGCUCUUCGGUCUCACCUCAGAAGGCAGCAUCAAGUAUCACAUAUGGCUUGGACACAUUACCAUGGUCCUCUUUACCGCUCACGGUGUCGUUUACAUUGUCUACUGGAUUGUCACCAAAAGAUAUUCAGAGAUGGUUGAUUGGGCUUCCACUCGAAUAGCUAAUGUGCCAGGAGAACUGUCCUUGCUAUUCGGCUUGUUCUUGUGGGUAACGACACACCCUCGCAUACGGAAAAACAUGUUCGAGCUCUUCUUCUACACCCAUUACUUGUACAUCCUCUUCAUCGUUUUCUACAUCUUCCACUUGGGCAUCCCUUUUGCCUACACCAUUCUCCCUGGUUUCUACCUCUUCGCCAUCGACCGGUACCUCAGGUUCCUACAAUCGCGAAAAAGCGUUCGCCUAGUUUCUGCCCGAGUUCUGCCUUACGAAACUCUGGAGCUCAAUUUCUCAAAGACUCGAGAUUUGAGUUAUACUCCAACAAGCAUGAUCUUCAUAAAUGUGCCAAGCGUUUCAAAACUACAGUGGCAUCCUUUCACCAUUAGCUCCAACAGCAAUCUUGAACCAAACAAUCUAAGUGUCAUCAUCAAGAACGAAGGAAGUUGGACUAAGAAUCUCUACCAGAUGCUUUCUUCCCCCUCUCCCCUGCACCAUCUCAGAGUGUGUGUUGAAGGCCCUCAUGGACCUGCUUCAACUCAUUUUCUAAGGCACGAUAUGCUUGUGAUGGUGAGUGGAGGCAGUGGCAUCGCGCCUUUCAUUUCUAUUAUCCGAGAGCUCAUCUUUACAGCCUCAACAUUGAAAAGAAAGACGCCACGGGUUCUUCUUAUAUGCGCGUUCAAGUAUUCGUCGGACCUCACCAUGCUAGACCUUCUCGUCCCGAAUUCCGGCACACCCUCUGGCAUUUCCAACUUGGAGCUAGAAAUUGAGGCCUACGUAACAAGAGAGAACGAACCGCCAUUAGAGAAGCCAAAGAUCCUUCAAACCAUUUGGUUCAAGCCUAAUUUCAUGGAUGCACCUUUAUCUCCGACUUUAGGCCCUAACGGCUGGCUAUGGCUCGGUGCAAUUAUAUCGUCUUCGUUCAUCAUUUACCUCCUCUUUAUGGGGAUCCUUACCCGAUACUACAUCUUCCCCAUCGAUCACAACACUAGCAAGAUAUUCUCGCACACGCUACAAGCCAUGCUAAAUAUGUCGCUCGCAUGCAUCUCCAUUGCCGUAGCGGCCAGCAUAGGUUUUCUGGUGAACAAGAGAAGAAAAUCAAUGGAAGCUGAACAAAUUCAAAACGUAGAAAAUGCUACCCCUGAAGUCUCUCCAGACACAUGGUUCGGUAAUGAUAGGGAGUUGGAAAGCUUGCCCCACCAGUCUUUCACCAAGGUGAACUAUGGUGGAAGACCUGAGUUAAAAAGAAUUUUGUUGGAGUGCAAGGAAAAAAGUGUUGGAGUCCUUGUAUGUGGGCCAAAGAAGAUGAGACAUGAGGUUGCUGCCUCUUGUUCAUCUAGUUUGGCUGAGAACUUGCACUUCGAGUCCCUUAGUUUCAACUGGUGAUUCAGUACUCCUCCAUUCCAAAAAUGGGACUUGAAAAGAGCACCUUGAACUAGCUAGAGCCACUCUACUUUAUUUGCAAGUUGCUUUCUUUUCUUUUUUUCUUCAUUCAAUACUUCCAACUUUCGUAUAUGUACGGUUGCAAAAUGUAGCAAGGAACUUUCUACUUCAUCUUAACUAUAGAAACAAAUAAAUGGGAUUCUGGGAAGUUGUACUGUAAUAUUGAGAUGCUAAUACUAUUUGGGUUUUAAUUUAAAAGCAUAACAUGUAAGAGAUCAAAACCUUCCUCGA
Rhododendron vialii is the source of this 2470-nucleotide messenger RNA. RefSeq names its product ferric reduction oxidase 2-like. The record is from RefSeq and is a predicted model, not a curated record. Gene Ontology annotation, molecular function: oxidoreductase activity. Lineage: Eukaryota; Viridiplantae; Streptophyta; Magnoliopsida; Ericales; Ericaceae. Gene Ontology annotation, cellular component: plasma membrane. The transcript has 8 exons. Bases 41 to 2182 code for a protein of 713 amino acids.